AUGUCAAAUAACUUAAACAACAACAAUUCAAAUCCACCUAUCGCUCCCGGACCCAAUCAAGUAGGGUAUACAUCCUCGUUGAGAUCACCAGCUUCCCCAGCUUUGAGGGCCCGUCAAGCUUCAAUCGUGGAACUAUUGUCAACUCCUCCACCAAUAGAGCCCUCUGAUGCUUCGAUUGACAACACAUUGAAUCUAUCUAGGACUGCUUCCAAUUUGUCUCGGAAUCCGUCAUCGUCCUCCCAAACUAGCUCGAUGUUUGCGCAGCAGCACCAACAACAGCAGCAUCAACAACUUUCCACACCAGGAGCGGGAUCCUCCAACAGUUCAGGCUUAAUGGACUGGCAGAAUAUUGAAUUGAGUGCAUUGGUGGAAGAAAACAAACUGAUAUUUAUUAACGAGAACAUCUCUGUAGAAGAGGCCUUUGAUACCCUGGUGAAAAAUAACUUAACAUCUUUACCCGUGGAGAAAUAUCGCAAUGAUCUGGAUUGCUUAACGUUUGACUAUGCCGAUCUCAACUCUUACCUGCUAUUAGUGUUGAAUAGGAUUCGCUCAGAGAGAUUAUUAUCGAUUAAUUACGAACCAAGAGAAGAAAUUCCUGACUUGAUUCAAAAGGCUCAAAAAGGUGAACAGGUACCUGUAAAGUUUGUCAUCCAGCUAAUUAACAAGAACCCAUUCAUUAAACUGCACGAGUCAGAAACGCUAUCUACAGUGGUUGAGAUAUUAGGAAAUGGUGUGCACAGAAUUGCCAUCAUGAAUGACACCCAAAUAACAGGAAUUUUAUCCCAGAGAAGAUUAAUCAAAUACUUAUGGGACAAUGCUCGUAAAUUUCAUUCUUUGGAUCCACUACUGGGUGCCAGUCUUGCUCAAUUGAAUAUAGGAAGUACCAAUGUUGUCUCUAUUUACGGUGAUCAAUUGUUGAUAGAGGCUUUAUCCAAGAUGCACGAACUGAUGAUUAGUUCAAUGGCUGUGGUUGAUAAACACCACAAUUUACUAGGUAACAUUUCUGUUACUGACGUCAAACAUGUAUCAAAGUCUUCUCAAUCGCCACUGCUGUACAAGAGCUGUCUACACUUUGUGUCCUACAUUCUGAAUCUCAAAGGUUUAGAAAACGGUAAAGAUUCUUUUCCUAUUUUCCAUGUGACUCCAAACUCCUCAUUAUCGAGGACAAUGGCAAAACUGGUGGCUACAAAGUCACAUCGAUUAUGGAUUGUUAACCCUGUUGGGGUUGAGGACCCGAUAAUUGCCGGAUCUAGUAUUCCUCUAUCUCCUUCAUCAUCUCUCAAUGGUAUUAGCAGCAGCAAUAACAGCAACCUAUCAAUAUUUACUCCAGAAAAAGAUAUGGGUCGUCCGGGAAAGUUGAUUGGAGUGGUUUCUAUCACGGAUAUUCUUUCCCUUUUGGCAAGACGACUGGGAAAAUCCCAUGUUGAUCCCUCUACUGCAAGAAAACAAAGACGCAGAUCUUCUUCAAGUUCAAGCAGGAGUGUCGCUUCAAGAUCCAGUCUGGAGCAGUUCAGAAAGAGUGUUAGCGAUGCUUCCGAUAGGUAG
This is a messenger RNA of Komagataella phaffii GS115, 1545 nucleotides long. RefSeq lists its product as uncharacterized. The record is from RefSeq and is a predicted model, not a curated record. The coding region runs from base 1 to 1545 and encodes 514 amino acids. Gene Ontology annotation, biological process: cellular response to glucose starvation; regulation of mitotic metaphase/anaphase transition. Gene Ontology annotation, molecular function: protein serine/threonine phosphatase inhibitor activity. The transcript has a single exon. Lineage: Eukaryota; Fungi; Ascomycota; Pichiomycetes; Pichiales; Pichiaceae.